CUGCAUUGUGAUUGGUGGAGAGUUCGGAAGUGGGCGGGGACUGAAGCUUUGUUUACUAAUGGGGAAAGGAGCUUUACAAUCGGCUGCUCACUCGUACAGCUGGAAACUUUACCAGAUGAUUAUUGUGUGGGCUGUUUGUUUGUUUAUCUGCUGAAACGUGAUGAUGAAGGCUGUGCUGGUGGUGCAUGGCGGCGCGUGGGCCAUACCCGACGUGUUGGCUGAGGCUUCAGUGGCUGGGGUGAAAGCUGCUGCUCAGGCAGGGAGUGUUAUUCUGAAGAGAGGGGGGUCUGCACUGGAUGCUGUUGAAGUGGCCGUGAGAAUGAUGGAGGAUAAUGUGGUUUUUGAUGCAGGUCACGGCGCUGUGCUGAAUACCGAUGGAGAAGUGGAGCUGGAUGCCAUCAUCAUGGAGGGAAAAACGCUGGGCGCUGGUGCUGUUUCGUCAGUUAGAAACAUUGCUAACCCCGUUAGCCUUGCCCGUGCUGUGAUGGAAAAGACUGAGCACAUCAUGUUGACGGGCAGGGGAGCGAACCUGUUUGCAGAGAGCAUCGGUGUUCCUACAGUCCCAACACAGGCUUUGGUGACGGAGGAGGAGAGGAAAGAGUGGCAGCGCUACAAGAAGUACGCUGUUGGUGUCAAAGAGCUUUUUAACUCACAGUGUGGCCAUGACACAGUUGGAGCAGUGGCUCUGGAUGCAUUUGGGAAUGUUGCCUGUGCAACCUCAACAGGAGGAAUCAGGAACAAAAUGGUGGGAAGAGUUGGAGAUUCUCCUUUCAUCGGAUCAGGUGGAUAUGCAGACAAUACGAGUGGUGCUGUGUCCUGCACUGGGCAUGGCGAGUCUAUUCUGAAAGUCACCUUGGCCAGGCUAAUCCUCUUUCACAUGGAACAAGGAAAGUCAGCAUGUGAAGCAGCUGAUUGCUCUCUGCAGUACAUGGCCGAGCGUGUUCAGGGGGGUGGAGGAGCCAUAGUCGUGUCUCCCACCGGGGACUGGAGUGCGGCGUUCACCACAGAGCGCAUGGCCUGGGCCGCCUGCAAGGGCGAACGUCUCCACUACGGUUUAAACCCCAAAGAAAUGUUUGAGGAAACAUUGAAUUGAUAACACAGUUGUUGUAUUUUUUUGUACAUCUAAGUUUUAUGUGACCAUGCCAUAGAAGAAUGAAGAAAUAAGCUCAGGAAAAAAGAAACAUUUUGAACUUUCUCACUUAGGUCUGAAUUAAUUUGAUAUGAUUUUUAAAAGAAUUUUAAGAAUAUGAGGCACUCUGUGUCACAGGACAGCAUUUCUCACCCAGCGAGGUUGUAACAGAGCCAUAUUUCUAUACACCAUAUCAUCAACAAUGCUAAUUCUGAAGUGGAUUUAUUAUUAUUUAUAUAUUUUCUAUUGUCAGUGAAGGACUGUUUCAGUCACAUCACAUCCAUAACACAAGUAUAAGUAGUGUGUCAUAUAUACAUUGCUCAUGGUGAGGCUCGGGUAAAUUUUUAUCAUGGAACAUUAUAAGACACACAGUAUGGAUGUGUUAUUUAACCUGUAUGUACGUGACUGGAUUCUCUGAUAACGUCUGCCAGAUGGCAUCCGGAAAACCAGAUUGUGUGCAGAGACGUAGCAAUGUAUAGACCUAAACAACAAUUAUUUAUAUCUACACAUACUUCUUGUUUUCAUCCAAGUGACAUUGUAUAUUUAAUACCUUUGCAAAGGUCUUUAAUAUCCACAAAAUUACCUUAAAAUUGCAUUUCCCCCCAAAUUUCUCUUUGUGAUGUCAUGUCCAUAAUGCUCAUAAACUGCUGUAUAUCUGCAAAAUGUAAAUUAAUAUCUUAUGUUUGAAAAGUAGCCUAUAUGCUUUCUCUACACAGUAUGAAAUUUCACAUGACCAGAUAUAAAAAUAAAACCCUGUCUCAAUGAUACUAAGCUUAUUUUAGCAAUGAGACACUUUGCAAGUCAAUAUAAAUUUAAAUGUUACGUCCAUGAAACUGUCAUUGCUUUACAUCAUUAUUCUUGAGCAAUAAUAAAUACAAUUAUAUAUAAUAAAUACAAUAAAUAUAAUUCACAGGCUUUUAAUUUAUCGCUGUACAAUAUUACUGUAUUGUACUUUUACUUACCUAUUUGCUAUUUCUCUCUUCAGGAACGAGGAUUCAUUGAUUUAAUUUUAGAAAAUCUACUAGCACAAUAUAGGCAUCCUAAAUUACAUAGUGGUUAUAACUUCUGUGUUCUAAAAUCAUUAUCCCAUUACAGUAUAUUCAUAUUUCAUAGUGCUUUUCUUGGACCAGUCCAGCUCUUCUUGUUAAUCACACUAUCACAUUACAUGAUUUACUACUCCAUUUGCAUUUGAAUAUGAUUUAGAUAUAGUUUCAAACUCGCUUUACUUCAGUCUCGUUUAUAUUGAAUAAAUAAUUGAAAGCACCUGUAAUGAUGAUUCAAGAUCCAAUUAGUAACAUCAUUAAAAAAAAAGAAUGGCUUAUAAUGAAAUCUGACACCAAGGGUCUUCUUCAAUAGCUCCCAUUUAAUAGGCUUAUCUUAUUGAACUUCAGUGUAAAAGGAAAUCAAAGUUAGCCGAGUCAUUAGCUGUACUUUUUUUGUUCCAUCCCUCUUUCUUAAAAAAGAGAAACUCGUCUUUGAAUAAUGACUGAUGAAUUCAGACGCAUCCCAUAAGCAGAAGGAUGAAUAAUCUCUUCCAAAAAAAAAAAAGAGGUAUCUCCAGAAAAUAGUUUAAAGCAAUUUACUUUCACAAAAAAAGAGUGGCUUUUACUUUUCUCGGACUGGGAGAGCCAGAUGGUCCUGUAAAAUCAUAUGUGCUAUUUGUGUUAUUUGCUUAAAUGUUAUCCAUAAAAAUGUCUACAUGUUGAACAUUUGCAAAGUAGUUUGAAAUCAUGUAAUGGAUAAAUGGUAACUGAUGAAAAAUGCAGAAUUUGUGUGUAAUAAAGGUCUUUGCUUAUUUCCCAUAAAA
Molecule: messenger RNA, 2936 nt
Organism: Pangasianodon hypophthalmus (striped catfish)
Lineage: Eukaryota; Metazoa; Chordata; Actinopteri; Siluriformes; Pangasiidae
Product: isoaspartyl peptidase/L-asparaginase
Exons: 7
Coding region: 161-1093 (310 amino acids)
Molecular function (GO): asparaginase activity
Source: RefSeq, a predicted model, not a curated record